Messenger RNA from Anguilla rostrata (American eel), 3128 nucleotides. It is a transcript of the gene ankef1b, whose product is annotated as ankyrin repeat and EF-hand domain containing 1b. Gene Ontology annotation, molecular function: calcium ion binding; protein binding. NCBI's taxonomy places the organism in Eukaryota, Metazoa, Chordata, Actinopteri, Anguilliformes, Anguillidae. The coding region runs from base 276 to 2057 and encodes 593 amino acids. The record is from RefSeq and is a predicted model, not a curated record. The transcript is spliced from 8 exons.
AUAUACAAGCCUUCAUUUUUAAUGAUUCCUGGUUCUUGGUGCAAUCAAUCGGUUCAGCCGUGUAACUUAAAUAAAUAGGAGAAGGCUCGUCUUGUUUGUUGCCUCACCAGCCCGGUUGUUUCCCAGGGGUCCUGUUUUACUGCAUCUACCCCACCGAGGGACACCUGCACUGCCUGGAGGCAGCUCUGAAGAACGGGGCUGAUGUGAAUAACAUCUCCCACAAGGGGAAGCCCGUCCUGGUGCUGGCCUGCGAGAACGCUGAAGAAUGUGAGGAGAUGUGCAUCGAUCUUCUGGACAAAGGAGCAGAUCCAGACAAUGCUGAUGAGGAGACAGGCCGAACGGCCCUAAUGGGAGCAGCAAGGGUGGGAGCCGUGAAUCUGGCUCGGGCGAUCCUCCAGGACUACGGCAAAGUCAACGACAUCGAUAACAACAAAUGCCACGCUGCUCAUUUUGCUGCUGAAGGGGGCUUUCUGGAGGUGCUUCAGCUUCUCUCGGCAUAUUUGGCUGACCUGGGCAUGGUGUCAGCGAACGGGAACACGCCGCUACACUUAGCAGCGGCGGGCGGCUUCGCAGAAUGCUGCAGGUUUCUCGCCCAGAGAGGUUGUAACCCCAAAUUGAAGAAUGAGGAGGGUUUGAUUGCGCGACAGAUCGCCAAAAACUUCGGCAACAAGGCAGCGAUGAAGGAGGUCAAAAAGGCUGAGACGUUGUACGGGAAGUAUGUCGAGGGCGGAGAGACCAACCCCAAUGAGCUGUGGGCCCUGACUCUCCACGACUGGUCUUACGAGAACGAGGAGCGCCUGCGCAACUCCUUCGACAUGGAGGAGGAGCAAGACGACGAGGAGUCCCACGAGCCCGUGCAGGUCAUCUCCAAGAACACUUUCCUCUCCGUAAUGACGGACGGUGGCGCGCCGGUCGACGCCGAAAAGCUUGAGAAGAUCUUCGCUGCCCACGACAAGAAGCGGGAGGGCAAGAUGAACAUCAACGACUUCUUCAAGGGCCUGGAGUACCUGCAGAAGGCUUUCGUCUCCAUGUCCUACGGCCCCAAGAAGAAGAAGGCUGGCAAAGGGGGGAAGGGAAAGAAGAAGAAGGGGAAAUUUGUCCUGCCCUUCCCCAUAUGCGUGGUUCCGCCCGACCAAGCCCCACGACGGAGCGACGGCGGGCCGCCCCACUAUAUGAUCGAGAAGUACCACCACUUCACGGACACCAACCGGUUCAGCCGCGACCACCCCCCGGCCCACCCCAUCGUGGACGACUCGGCCUGGUACAUGAAGGAGCCCGAGAAGGCCUUCGUGGACAUAAACCACUGCGUGAAGAGGGGGGACCUGGAGUCGCUCAGCCUGGCCCUUUCCCAGUCCGUGCCCGUGGACGUCACGGACCGCUUCUACAAGACACCCCUCAUGACUGCCUGCAGCAGCGGCAACUACCAGGUGGCUAAGUUCCUCAUUGGCCAAGGGGCCGAUGUGAACGCCUGCGACCAGUUCCAAUGGACCCCGCUGCACCACGCCUGCCACGCGGGCCAGGUGAGCAUCAUCGGCCUGCUCGUCCGGUCGGGCGCGGACAUGGACGCGGUGGCCAUGAACGGGACCACGCCGCUCAUGAGAGCCAUCGAGAGCUGCCGGCCCGCCUGCGUGGAGCAUCUCCUUGACGCUGGCGCCAAUGUGCACGCUCAGAACAGCAAAGAACAGAAUUGCUUGGAGAUUGCAAGGGCCUAUGGGGACCAGAGGAUAGUCUACUUGGUGCAAACUAAGCUCGAUGAUCCUAAUGACAUCAAGGAAGACAAGCCGCAAGGAACACCGGCCACUGCCCAACCAAAACCUUCACAAGAUGAGGCCCCUGCCUCCCCGCGCACUUUGACCCCUGAGCUGGGGGCAAAGAAGCCGUCGCGGAUGGACAGCGUGGUGUUCCAGAACGCCCGCAUUGCCAGUGGAGCCGUCGACAGGCUUGACAUCACCUACGUGCCCAAAAAAACGUGGGGCCCACCUGUCCCGAACAAGGAGGGGCAAAGGAAGAUCCAACCCAGAAAAGCAGACCUGGAAGGGGCCAGUACAUCACUGUAAAACAACAACACACAGACUCAGGAGGAGGCGGAGCCAUCAACCCAGCAAAUUGGGACUCGUCUUAAAGCUACAGUCACGUGAUCAGGACUGUCCUUUAGUCUGCUUGUCUUUAUGCACACUAUAUGGGUCAAGCUCAAAUAAUACCACUUGUGCUCAGACAGCUAGAAACAGCUGUGAUACAGAACAACUGAAAGUAUUCAAAUGCUAUCCUUAUGUACAUGGAGUCUAGUAUUGAUCUUUUUAUUUUUUACUUUUUGGGAGCACUUUCUGUGUUAUAUUUAGAUAUUCACAUGUUUGAUAUUGGGUUCUGCAAUGUUUAAGUGCCAGACUUCCCACAGCUGUGUGGUCAUACCAUUCAGUUCUCCAAAGGUGAUGCAGUUAAAAGAAUUACUGGUGGGUUCUCUGAAAAGGAUGUAAUAAUUUGAAACAAAGGGGAUUGUAAAACGCUUGUCUCAUUAUAUCUCUUUGAAGCUGUAUAUCAGCGCAUAUCUGAAGGUCUCACAGUGUAGUAAUGAGUUGUCAGGCUGAGUUGGAUAUUUAAAAAAUUAAUCUGACAAACCAUUCUUGAUGUACCAUCAAAAGAUUGAGACAGCUGUGGAAUCAAUUUUUAAUAUAUUAGCCUUUAUUUCCAUUAGUCUAUUUCUCUGGAAAUAAAUAAUCAAGCGCGGUUGACAGGAAAUCCCACCUGAGGGGUCACAAGGGUUCAUGUUUUAAUUGUUCUAACGGUUCGGGUUAUUUAAAUUUGUCUCAGUGUCUCGAUGUGCGGCAACUGCGUCUUGUUUACUUGUGUAAAAAUGCCGACUCAGACGACGCUGCGAUUCGUAUCUGGGGAAGCUGGGGGCAGCUGGUUUUCGGAGCCAAGUUUCUGUCUCUCUCGCGCCGGAAUCCGGGUUUUAUCGACAACAAAAAGCCGCGAAGGCGCCAGCGAGCGCUGCUCAAGCUGUGCAGUCACUUCGCUGAUUGAGAAUGAAGUCGAGGCCUGAGAAUUUGAGUGUUUCCUGGUGUCUCUUCAGUGUAAAGUGGUCAAGCAGUGACUUCAUUUGCUGGUCAAUUCUAGAAUAGUAGUGGAGA